AGUCAGCCAGACUAAGAACUGAAUAUAGCGACGCAAAUACAUCGCCCUGAACACUUUAGAAAUCUCCAUUCCAUUAUCUAAUGACUUGUAAAUUUGUGUUAUAGAUUACAUCUAUUUUUUAUUUUAUUUUUUACAACAGGACGACAACAAGAUGGAACUUAAUUCUCUUUUAAUUUUGCUGGAGGCUGCAGAGUACUUGGAAAGAAAAGACAGAGGGGCAGAACACGGUUAUGCCUCCGUUUUACCGUACAGUGACGACUUUUCCAGAAAGAAAACGAAAGCAUCGCCAAUCUCCAGAAAAGCUCAGAACAAUAGAUCGUCGCACAAUGAGCUGGAGAAACACAGACGUGCCAAACUACGGCUGUACCUGGAGCAGCUGAAGAAGCUGGUGCCUUUAGGUCCCGACAGCACAAGACACACCACACUGAGCCUGCUGAAAAGGGCCAAGAUGCACAUCAAGAAGCUGGAGGAGCAGGACAGGAAGGCUUUAAAUGUGAAGGAGCAGCUACAGAGAGAGCACCGCUACCUCAAACGCCGCCUUGAGCAGCUCUCUGUGUCCGGAUCGGUUGAACGCAUUCGCACCGACAGCAUGGGCUCCACCAUCUCCACCGACUCUGAGCAAGAGGUGGACAUAGAGGGCAUUGAGUUCACUCCCCUGGAGGCGGACAGCGUGGACAGCAUCAGCGACGGCGAGGAGGAGGACCACUACAGCCUGCAGAGCAGCUCCAGCGACACCAGCUACACAGCCACACAUUCCCACAGACUGCAGCCGCACCACUGUUAAGACGCCGCACGGCCAUCCUUCUACCAACCAGCGUACUUCCCCCAUGCUUCCCAACUUUCCCCCUGACCAUUUGCUCAAAGCUGAGGCCGCCUACUACCUAGAGACCAGUCUAUAACAGGGGUACACCCUCAGCCUGUGUCUACUUCCCUGGUCCCAGCUUUCCAGGAAGCACACAGGGCAGAAAUGCCACUCGAGCCUUCGUGACCCCACCCCCCACCCCACUGACCCUACCUCACCCUACUGUAUCCUGCCUGAACCUGCCCCUCCUCACGCACCCUGCCUUCCCACUGCCCUCACAACCCCGACCUAGUGUUGCAGCAGGCUCAGAGAGAGCACAGCAGAAUAUGUGGUUUUUAAAGGGGACAUUUGUGGUGUGGUGUUCAGCUUUGACCGGUUAAUCAGGAUUUGAAAAAAAGUGUUUUUAAUAGUGUGUGUGUGUGUGUGUGUGUGCGAGAGAGAGAAUGCCCCCUUUAUGAGUGUUAAAGGGGGAAAAACUUCUAAAAUAAGUUUCACUCUUAACCUUGAAAGAUUUUUAACAUCAUACAGUAUCUUCCCUCUACGCCGUAAGAUUCACACAGUGUGACCCUGAAGAUGUUCCCUCAAAUGUUCAACUGCAGAAAAAUGACAUGAAUUAGAGGAACAGUUAAACAUUUAGAGGGAAAUAUUCAUCCACCUGUGUGCUAUAAGGGAAAUAUCUGCGUGUUCGAUAUGAAGCCGGAGCUAGCAGCUGCUAGCUUAGUUUGGUACAAAGCUACAGUAUAUACAAAAGGAUGCAGCUAGCCUUUUGGUGCUCAAAGUUUUGAAACAAAUAUUCCCAUCAGCACUUAGCCAACACGUAUUAUGUCAUUUUUAAUUUAUCUGUAUAAAAAAACGAUGUUUUUGUUUAGUGAUUGUUUAAACAGGGUACUGAAGUCACAUCUUAAAACCCUUAAAAAAAACAACGACUUAACAACUUGUAUUUUCUUUAACUUAAAGGACUAAAUGUGUGUUUUCUUUUUCUGAAUGACUUUAGGUGCUUUACAGAGACUGACGAGCUGAUUUUAACUGUUGGGACAGAGACAGGCUAGCUGUCAUCACCAUUUCUAGCCUUUAUGCUACGCUAAGCUAUUGACUGCUGGCUCUGGCUUUAUUUUUUUGCAAAAGAUAAGACAGCAAGAAAAUUUGUUUCAUCCAAUUUCCCAAAAUAUAAAGUUGUUAAUUCACUAUUUUUAAAAGUGUGUGAAAAGAAACUUCUCUACCAAGUCUGAUAGUUCGCUGAUUGUGGGCCAAAAACAAACAGAAAACGUUACAGAGCUGUAGCAGAGAUUAUAUGUAUAUAGAUGUACAGUUACUGUCCAAACCCUCAUGUCUCCCGCUGGUUGGGUUGCCUAACCACUACUCCACACUACUGACCACUACACUAUAGCCACUCAUGGUGUGGAUGGACUACUAUGAGAGAUCAAAACAAUUUUAAUUGCCUCAGAAUUAAAAAAAAAAAAAAACUCUAUUCCUCAAAGAGUGAUGAAAAUCUUGUGUUUUCCUCCUCAGUAGCAAUUGAUGUAGCAAUAAACACGAGAGGUGCUUCCUCUUCGUGUUUAAAUGAUUCUGGUGGACCAAGAGGUGUCUGGGGAGACUUUUACAUUGUUACCCUGAUGAUGGCAACUGGGUGCUUAAAAAGAGAGAUGGACGUGCAGAGAGAAAGGGGAGAUUUCUCCUUUUUCUUUUCACUAAUGCACCCUCCUCUUUGCUCGCGCCAUUUACCAAGAAUUCACGUUUCUCUACAGCUCUGUUACUUUUCUUUUUAAAGAGGUGUUGAAUGAUGUGUGUCUGUGUUUCUCUUCAGUCCUGAUUAACAAGUCAAAGCACAUGUGGGGAAUAAUAUUAAAAGAAAAAAACAACAAAAAAAAAAACCAGCCAGCUCUAAUGAUUUGCUCUCUUUAGGGGUGUUUAGCUAACCCUAGCAAACUAAUCACUUUCAGAUUAAUGUUUAGUUUCUUUAACAAGGCUCAUCUAAUUUGGGCUCUGCAGCCUUGCUUUCUUCCUGGUGCUUCUGGGUACAGCUGAAGACUAAUGUAGUUUAAUGUGUUCUUUCACUUGUCUGUAAUUUAUGCACAAUAGUCACUAUUGACGGAGGAGGCGCUCCUGUCGCUCUCUGACCUUUUUAAUAAUCAUCAGACCUUAGUCUGUGGCAGUCUUUAGAGCUUGGCGUCCCAACACUUAUCAAAAACUAAGGCCAGUCCACGAUGGCGGGUCAGACCAAAAAAAACAAAAAAACAAUGAAAAAAAAGCAUGAAAAAGUUGCAUACAGAAAAAAGCUACUUGUCACUUCAGUGAUAUUAGCCAGUGUAGUCUAUAUUUCUUGUAUUAAAUUUUGUAUUAUAUUUUCCUAAAUGUUCUCUUGUAAUGAAAAGACAAAAAAGAGUGAUUAUCUAUCUAUAUAUACAUAUAAAUAUAUUAUAUAUAUAUAAAUAUGAAAGACAGACUGAUGUGAGGCCAGGCUUGUUUAAGAGAGAGUGGGGGCAGGGGAGCUAAUACACUGGCCCCUCUCCCAUGGGUGACUCUCUUUGCUGUCAUUCUGUGCCUUGGUGAGCCUUCGACCUCCAUCCUCUCCUCCUCCUCCUCCUCGUCCCUACUCAGGUCACACUCCUCUCCUCCUGUUAAUCCCAUCCUCCCUCCUCUUGUCCUCUGGCGGGGUUUAAGCCAAAACACUUCCAUAAGCAAAGGGGGAUCUGAAGACCUCAACGGACAUCAUUUAAAAAAAAAAAAAAAGCCUAUUUGGUCCUUACUGAACAUCCACUGUUGUUGUACACCCUCACCCAUGGCACUCCCCGCCCUCUUGACACCUCCCUCCCCCCCCCCAUCUGCCAGUGCCGCCUCUGUCACAGCAAAAUUGUACAAAAAAAACAAAAAAAAACAAGAACACACACUGGUAAACUCCCAUGGCAGCUUCCAGUCGCCCCGAAUGGUUACCAACGGGGCUGAAAAUCUUCUGGGCUUGAAGCGUGUUAAUCUUGUUUUGUUAAUUUAGUGAUUUUUCUUUUAUUGUACGUCUACUUUGUGUUUGUUCAAUGGGAGUCACUGGGACAGGAGCGAUAAAAGAAUAAUCCAAUCAAUGGCAGCUUAAGGUGUUAUCCUCCACGCUCCCGGUGGUCCGUCCCUAAUAAAAAUAGUGUUACCCAUUGAUCAGGGGACCUCUUGAGACACAGCAAUAUUACCAUCUUGUGCUUUCCGAGGGAGUGGGGUGGGGGUGGGUGGGAGGGGUUAAGACAAAGCAGGUGGUCUUUUGCUUUUGACUCUGUGGUGCAUUUUUUUUUUUUUUUUGGUGACCAACUCUAUAUUCUGUUUGGAUGAAUUUGACCUCCUAUCUGCACUCUCUCCAAACACUGCAGGAGGGCAAAACAAACUAACAAGAAUUUCUUCAAUUUUGUUUUUGUCCUUGAGUUUACAUUCAUGUCAAGAAGAUUUGUACAUGACUGUUUGUAGCAACAACAAAAAAGAAAAGUCCUUUCUCAAUGAGUUGGUCAAAUGAACAACUUGGGUAAAUCACAUUGUUGGCAUAGAGUGAUUCUCUUGCACAGAACCUCCCAGCAGAGAAGAGACUGAGUGAAUGAGACGAGCUGAGGGCCAGAUAUGAGAUUAUAAUGUUUCAGUGGCAUCAUUGAAAAACAUACAUAGCACACAGAAAGAGUGACUUAUGAGGAGCUGGAUGUGGAAACAUGUAGUUUGAAUGCUGGCAGGAUGGUGUUUAUGGAAAUACUUUUAAUGAUGUGCCUUGGACAAAGUUUUUUUUUUUUUCAAAAAAGAAGCAGAGAUUGUACCAAUUAGUGAGGACUGUUGUGGUUUGUAUUUGUACAAGAGGGAGGCAGCUGAAGAUGUUACCGCCUACUCCAUCUUUGCAAAAAAAAAAAAGAAGAAAGGUAAACAUGUCAAAAAAGCUGAACGAGCUCUUCAUUGAACUAAGAUCAAAGCGUCAUUUAAGAGUCAUCAGAGAGACGGGGCUCAGAUUAAACGGAUGGGGGGGGGGGUUGACUUCAGAGCAAGCACAGACAAGGUCUGAUAUGUGCUUUCAUGUUGCUGUUGCACAGAGAUUUACUCCAAUGUGUUGGUUUUUAAAAGAGCACAAAAGCAUGGUGUGGUGUUUGGGGAAAGUCAGCAGGCAGAGAUGGAGAAGGAAAGGGUGGGUGACGGGUUAAAUAUCAGGGUGCAGCAGCGACUGAGGGCCCCUCUGGAUCAAGUCUGAGCACACAGAUGAAACUCAACGACAUCAUCUUCUGCCUGCUGGGUAACGAUGCUUAUAAAAAUCUACAUGAGGACUUCCAUGAAAUUUUAUUCCUGCCAAAUAUGUAGUCACUUUUAAACCUUCCAUGCUGAAUGAUUAGGUCCUUUAUGUGAUUCCAGAUGAAUAGCUUUAACAUUUUGUAGGCUUUAGGUCAGCAACCCGCUUUCCACAGCCCCAGCCUAUAUGGUUUUUUUUUUUUCCCUCCUUGUUUUGUGUUUUUCUUUUGUAUCAUUUGACACUCUAACGUCAGAUAUGGGUGUCACAUUGUUAUCCUUUGAUUCUAGAGGCUGCAGAGGAGGGUGAAGCUGGCCAGGAUUUAGUGUUUGAGAGGCGGAUGGUGGGGGAGGGGGGGGGGGUCUUUGUCUGGGCUGACAUACUGUGCAGAGUAGGGAGAGUUCUGUGCCAGAGACCUGUGAAUAUGUUCCUUUUUAGCGGACGUGUAAUAUGCAUUCAGAAGAUGUUAUAUAAGUUCCUUUUAUUUCUUUGUUUUGUGCGUGUGAGUGUGCGACACGAGUACCUGGUGCUGGCUAUAUUUGAGCAAACACUUGAAGGUAUUGUGUAUUCUCUCAUUGUAAUAUAAUUAAAAAAAGGUUUUAUACAUAAAGUUGA
Messenger RNA from Labrus bergylta (ballan wrasse), 5651 nucleotides. RefSeq names its product MAX dimerization protein 4 (gene mxd4). Gene Ontology annotation, biological process: regulation of transcription by RNA polymerase II. The record is from RefSeq and is a predicted model, not a curated record. Gene Ontology annotation, molecular function: protein dimerization activity; DNA-binding transcription factor activity, RNA polymerase II-specific; RNA polymerase II cis-regulatory region sequence-specific DNA binding. Lineage: Eukaryota; Metazoa; Chordata; Actinopteri; Labriformes; Labridae.